This is a messenger RNA of Triplophysa dalaica, 5928 nucleotides long. RefSeq names its product interferon-induced very large GTPase 1-like. Gene Ontology annotation, molecular function: GTP binding. The record is from RefSeq and is a predicted model, not a curated record. The transcript has 6 exons. Bases 270 to 5072 code for a protein of 1600 amino acids. Lineage: Eukaryota; Metazoa; Chordata; Actinopteri; Cypriniformes; Nemacheilidae.
UUGCAUGGCAGCUGCCUCUCUGUUCGCUGCUGCUGUAAUACGGUACAAAGAAUAAUUAGUCUAGAUUACUAAGAUAUUGUACAUUCAGUAUAUAUUAUUUCAUGAGGCUCUUCUACUUCUACUACCAAGUUCAACAGAUUUAUUUGUCAUUUUCCUGUUAACCCGGAUAAGUUCUACUAACUUCACUGCCUCAGACUUACGUGACACUUGAAGAACCAGAUGAUGUGUAGGACUAUCCCCCAGUGAUACUUCUGGAACCAGAUGAUAUCAUGGACACCACUCCACAUAAUGCAGCUGUAGGUGUCGGUUACACAGGCUCAGAAAAAGCUGGAAGCAGUGUUCACAUUAGAUCACAGCCAUGGAUGAGCUCGGCAAAAGAUUUUAGGCUAUCUGCAGAACAACUGAUGGGCAGACUUCAUCUGGAGGGCAAAUAUCAAAAACUGAAAACAGCAGAUUUUCUUCAGAUAACUGAAAAUUCACAGUCUGGGGAGUUUUGUUCGGAGGAAAAAUUUGCUCAAACAUUUCUUCGAAAAUUACUUGCAUUGGACUACACAGUGAGAUGCAUCAAAAUUGGAGAGAACAAUGAACAGAACGACACACAACAAAGAUGUAAUAAGUUGUCUACAAGAGAUGCCUUUAAUGAUAUUUUUGGAGAAGCAGCUGAAUCUGCUGAUGAGACUAACAUAUUAGACGUUAUUGACUUAAUGGAUGCUCAGAUGGCUGUGUUUUAUAGUGCCGAUAGUUUCUUAAAGCAGCUCAUAGUCACUAAACUCUCACAGUGUCAGUUUGCUCUUCCUCUGCUUGUACCAAAUCCAUUCACACAACAGAUUGAGUUUCCUCUCUGGACAUUUAGACAAACCAAAAAGAGCUGGAAGACGACUGAUGAUAAAGGUCAAACCCAACCAGUCUACAGGGCAGAAACUCCAAUGGUGGCUUUCUUCAGGUUUGGCUCUGUGUCCUCAUCCAAGUCUCAGUUGAUUAACAGUUUGAUCAAUGAGAAACACAACACGUUCUUCCAUAGAAACUGUCCAGGCAGCAGCAGAACCAGAACACUGAUAGACGGGGUGGUGGAGAUUGCAUGGUACUGCCCAUCUGGAGAUGAAACAGAUACAUUUCCUCAAUGUGUUGCGUUCUGUAAUCUUCAUGGUGAUGGAGGAGACAAUGAGAAACAGCUGGAUAUCAUAACACAAAUGUCUUCUGUAAAUGUUGUUAUUUUACCUCAAAUUACCAAGAAUGACAAAAGCAUGACAAAGAUCGAAAAAUUAUACCAGGGUUCAAAGCCACUCAUUUGUCUUCUUACUGAGAAUGAUUACACUCUCAAAGAAGCAAUACAAGGAAAACACAGAAUAGGUUUGAGAGACAGAAAUCAAUCUACUGUCUUUGAAGAACUCAGAAAAGCUAUCAAUAAAGGAUUCUCAUCUUUAGAAUCUUCUUCCCUUUUCAAACUUGAAGAUGUGGCCAAACAUAUAAAUAUCACAGUAGAUGAGAAGACUGAUGAAGACUGCAGGAGUGGAAAAGAUGCAGCGCAGAAGAUGAUGAGUUUACUGGAGAGUAAAGAUCUAACAGAAAUCAAAGAAUCAUUACUGCCGUGUCAGGGACAACUGUGGCAUCAGUGGUGCCAGAUGAAUAAAGAACUACACAGACCUACAUUGGGUGAACUACAUAAGAGUGAUAAUAUAGAAAAAAACAAAAGUGACAAGAAAUCAGAAAUGCUUAAAUUCCGUGAUCAGCAGCACACAUUUGGUGUAAGUGAAUUUAUCCAAAUCUUUAUUCAACAAUUGAACUCACAAGAAGGAAAUGAGAUGGUGUAUUUUCUUAAAUGGCUUGGGAUUCUACUGGAUGACUUCACCACUGAAAGUGUUUCAGCCCUUCAUCAUGAAUAUGAUAAAAAGUGGUCAGAUGGUGUAGGUCUUAGAAAUAAACAUGAUAAAUCACAACAACAGAUGGCUGAACAAGAACUUGAGAGAAUUUCUGAGAAACUACAAGCUGCAACCUUUGGUUUGGAGCACAUACUGAGAGAGGUCGGUCAGAUAUAUGAAUCAUGUUCAUCUGUGAUAAACAACAAGAAAAACCUGAAGAUUAACUUCAGAACUCUUCCUGGUCUUGCAGCAAAGAUGAUGAUGUCUGGAUUUCCACUGGAGCUGAUGGAUGGAGAUGCUGCUCACGUUCCUCUUAUCUGGGUUACAGCCGUUUUAGAUGAACUCAUCAAGAAACUGGGAGACAAAAGAGUCUUUGUACUGUCAGUUUUAGGGAUUCAGAGCUCUGGGAAAUCCACCAUGUUGAACGCCAUGUUUGGUUUACAGUUUGUUGUCAGUGCCGGCCGGUGCACCAGAGGAGCUUCCAUGCAGCUGGUCAAAGUGUCAAAGGAGAUGAAGAUGAAAAAACAGCUGAAGUUUGACUAUAUUCUGGUUGUUGAUACUGAGGGUCUUCGUGCUCUAGAACUGGCUGGAAGAUCAACAAGAAAUCAUGACAAUGAAUUGGCCACAUUUGUUGUUGGUCUUGGAAAUAUGACGUUAAUCAACAUCUUUGGAGAAAACACUGCUGAGAUGCAGGACACUCUUCAGAUUGUUGUUCAGGCCUUCCUGAGGAUGAAGAAAGUCAGACUGAACGCCAGUUGUAUGUUUGUGCAUCAGAAUGUUUCAGAUGUUACGGCUGGUAAGAAAAAUAUGGAAGGAAGAAGACGCCUUCAGGAAGAACUGGAUAAAAUGACAAAACUUGCUGCCAAAGAGGAAGACUGUGAUAAAGAGUUUUUCAGUGAUGUCAUUGCAUUUGAAGUACAGAAUGAUGUCAAGUAUUUUUCACAGAUCUGGGAGGGAAGCCCACCUAUGGCUCCACCAAACCCAAACUACAGCAGAAACAUUCAGGAGUUGAAAGACAACAUUCUCUUAAAAGCUUCUAAAGGGAGCGGCAUCACACUGUCACAGUUCAAAAUGCGUAUUGAUGAUCUUUGGACUGCACUGUUGAAUGAGAAUUUUGUGUUCAGCUUCAAAAACACACUGGAGAUUUCUGUAUACAGAAAACUAGAAACUAACUAUAGCAACUGGACAUUCAGUCUCAGGAGUGCCAUGUUGAGCAUUGAAGACAAAUUCUACAAAGUGAUUGCAAAUGGAAACGUGGAGAUUCAUGAUCAUGAUCUGAUAGCUGAACUGAAAACAGCAAAAGACGAAGUAGAAAAAUCAAUGAAAUCUUACUUUGAUGAGGACGAAGACAAAGACAUUCUGUGUCAAUGGCGAGGGAGAUUUGAAACACAAAUUAGAGAUCUACACAAUGAUCUGGUAAAGGACACGAAAAUAAAAUGUCAUGAAGCAAAUGAGCAGAAGAAAGCCAGGGAGAAUCUGGAUAAAAGAAGAACAGAGUAUGAAAAAAUGCUUUUCAUUCGAAGCAAGGAAUGUGCUGUGAGCCUAAAAAGUAAACGAGGAGACGAACGCGUUCUGAAAAAGGAAUUUGACACAAUGUGGAUUAAAUGGGUCACUGAAAUGACAAAUGAUAUUCCUCCACUGAAAGACUUUGAUUUAUUGGAUGAUGUCACUCGGGUUUUAUCUAAAAUACAUGGACCAACUUUUGUUAAUCUGAGACUAAAUCAGCAAUAUUUCAAACAGAUAGUCCACAGAGGUGAUUAUGAGGACUACAUUAUACUACAGAGACAUCUAGAGCAAUCUAAUAAAACUGUAUCAGUAAAUAAUCACCAAUAUAAUGUCUCAGUUAGGCAACUGAUUCAUAAUGUUAUGCAGGAAACUGAGAAAAUAAUGGAGAAAUCACCAGUCAGAAGACACGGCUACAAUGUCAGUUAUAUUCAGGCAUUAACAGACUGUGUGCAAACGUUAGUACACCAAUAUCAAUCAGAGAAUCAAACAUACAAACUGAAAAGAGAGUUUAUCACAGAUCUCUGUCUCUAUGUGUGUGACACUGCAAUCAAGACAUUUACUGAACAACACAAAGAAUUCAGGGACACAAUUGAUCCAAGAAUGUAUCUUGAGAAGCAGAAAACUCAAUAUUACAGCAUCUUCAAGAAUCACUGGAGUGGAGCAACAGCCACAACCAUACUAAUCGAUUUUAUCUGCAGCAAACUUGAACCGUCCAUCCUAGAAGCUGUUUACGACAAAACUGCGAUUGAUUUAGCAGCACAGAUGAAGUCUGACAUACGAGCAUUAAGAGAGAACAGAUCAAAUCUGGAGAAACACAUUCUGAAAUCCCUCGCAGAAAAAGAGGACUUUCAACAAUACGUACAAUACAUACAUCAACCCAAAGAACACUUCAAACAAUUCAUUAGCAAAAAGGUGAAGAAAUACUUCACCAAACAAAGUGAAAUAAUAUUAAAUAUUUUCAAAGGAAAUCUACAACUGAAAGAGCAGAUUGUAAGUAAUGCUGUGCAUGCAGUGACAGUGGAGGUCAAAAACAAGGGAGGAGAUGGAAACAUGUGGUUCAGAAGUUUCACCAAAACACUCACUAAUAUGCUGAAAUUCACAGGAGAGUCAUGUGUUAAUCUCACAGAAGUUAAAGACUUGGAUUUUCUGAAAAAUCAUUUGAGUAAAAGUCUGAAUGAAUUGAUGAAAAAGCUACAGAACAGUUUUUCAAGCAUUAAUGACAUUAAAAUGGAAAAGUGCAGGAAGAAACCAGAUGAGAUUUUGAUCGAUCACUUCUGUCAGUGCUGUUGGGUUCAGUGUCCCUUCUGUAAAGCCAUCUGCACCAACACAAUGGAAGAUCAUUCUGGAGAUCACAGUGUUCCUUUCCAUCGUAGCACUGGACUGAAUGGGCGUUUUUAUAGAGAAACAACAAACUUGGCUAAUUGUUUCUGCACAACAGAAGUAACAACUGAUAACUGGCUUUACGCAGAAAAUUCUUAUGAAAAAAUUUUUUGGAGAGAAUACAGAAAAGGAGGUCCAGAAUUAGCUAACUGGAGUAUCACUCCUGACUUCUCUGAGCUGCCGUACUGGAAGUGGGUUGUUUGCAGAUUCCAGAAAGAUCUUGAAAAGCUCUACAGUAAAACAUUCCAGGGACAUGGAGAGAUUCCAGAUGAAUGGAGACGAUACAGAAAAGAUGAUGCUAUUGAGAGUUUGGAUAAAUACAUCUAGUGAGGAAUUAAGAGAAACUCUUGCACAUUCCUAUUUAACUCAACUCAACUCAACUCAACUUUAUUUAUAUAGCGCUUUUUACAAUUUUCAUUGUUACAAAGCAGCUGUACAUGAGACACAUUAAAUACAAGUAUGAAUUCUAAAGCAGCCCCCCCGGCCAGGCAGAUAGUGCAAAACAAUAUGCAAACGGUGGUGAGGAACCCAAAACUCCCAUCGAGAAAAAAAACCUCAGGGGAACCCAGGCCCAACCAGGGGAUUCCAGUUCCCCUCUGGCAAAAGCUGCUGCCUCUGCACAAGCUCAACAGUGCUUGCACAACAAGGCUUAAUAAAAAUAUAAAAAUUAAGGAUUUAAGAUUAUCAUUAACAAUCUAAUAGCAUUUGAAAUGUUGUAGGAAAAACAAAGUUGUCGCGUCCUUUAUCCAGCUCUAUCCUCUUAGCACUUGUCAGGUCACCGCUUCCCAUUCUCAGCUCUGCCAUCAGGUCUGGGCAUGAACUGCAUCCUGCGGUAACCUUGGAACAAAGAGACAAGACUGGCUGAGAGUAGAGUACUGUUCUGCACUCUUUGAUGCAACAAGUACAUCAUUUGUUGUUGGAUGUGUUCCUGGUUCCGGUUGAUCUAAAUAAUGCAGCCUAAAUCCUCUGAGGAUUAAUAUUAUGGAGGUGUAGUGUAUGCAAGAUUAAAAAGAUGAGUCUUUAGUCUAGAUUUAAACUGACAGAGUGUGUCUGCCUCCCAGAUGAUUUUCCCAUUUCAUUCUGCCUCCCAUUUACAGAUGAUGUUUUGAUUAAGCUGUUUUGAGCUUAAUUCUGAACUGAUUUUUACAGGAAUUUAGAUUGUAAAAUAAAAUGUCUCACUUUA